Messenger RNA from Bathycoccus prasinos, 441 nucleotides. RefSeq lists its product with no specific name. Lineage: Eukaryota; Viridiplantae; Chlorophyta; Mamiellophyceae; Mamiellales; Bathycoccaceae. The record is from RefSeq and is a predicted model, not a curated record. Gene Ontology annotation, molecular function: nucleic acid binding. The coding region runs from base 1 to 441 and encodes 146 amino acids. The transcript has a single exon.
AUGGUUCUGGUUCGCCGAUGUUUACCUUCCCGAAAAGCCAUUUUGGUCGGUCAAAACGUCUCCAAAGACAUCGAGUGGUUAGGUUUGCGCGAAGGCGAAGACUUCAAAGGCGUCGUCGAUUUGUGCGGCGUGUGGAGAACGUGGAAUCCAAAGUUUAAAACCUAUUCAGUGUUCUCGCAAGAUCAUCUGGUGAGGAGGUUACUGAAAGGCCAGCUGGAGUUGAGCGAGAAACACUGCGCGGAAGGCGAUAGCGUGAAAUCGAUGAAACUGUUUCAGUUGUGGAGAGAGUUACACCACGAGCCGGAGAAGUUGCAACGAGAGAAGGAGAAAUUGUUGGAAGGCGCACCAGAACCGAGUUUCGCGAAGAGGUUUCCAACUUUCGAGGGUGUGUGCAUGGGAAACAGGAAGACGUGCACGUGCGGAGCGCCUUUUUUUGGCUGA